CAUUAAUCAUAAUAUACCUUUAAAACAUCAUUGACAACCACAAGAUAAAACAUUAAUAACGAAUAGGCAUUGCAAUGAAAAUGCAAGCAAAAUUAUUAAUAAUAAACAUAUAACAAUUUAUUAAUAGCAACCUUAAAAACAUUAAUUACAGUAAUACAACAAACACACAUAAAAAUGCAACUAUCUUCUCAAAAUGUUGAUAACGAUGGAAAUAAAUAUUUAUAAGUAAGUUGUGCUUCAUUUAAAAUGCAAGAAAAAUAUUUGAUAAUGAUCGAAUCUAAUUAUCGUCAAUCACAUUACAUAUUAUUAAUAAUUCUUUCUCAAACAUUGAUACGCUUAUAUCACUUGCUGACAAUUAUACAAAUUAAAAUACUGAUAUAGGGAAACAUUAAUAAGUAAUAACCAUAAUGUAUGUCAUUAAUAAUACCUACAAAAAUGUUAACAACGUUCCAUUAAACCAUUCAAAAGGAAAGCAAAAAUUGUUAACGAUGCUUGUUGCCUAUAGCCAAAUCCUUUUCAACGUACGUAAAUACAUUAACAAUCGACUAGGAAUGGUUAAGAAUCAGUUAUGAACUAUUAAUAAUCACCGCAAAAAAAGGCAAUAACACGAUUGAAAAAUUUUAACAACCAUAGGAAGAUAAUUUACCAUUACUUCACAAAAUGUUAAUAAAUAGAUCGAAUAUUAUUAAAAUUGUAACGUUAAUUUGCUAAUAACGGUGUCGAGAAUAUUGACACAGAUAAAAAUAUUAAAAAUAUUUUCAUGGUCGGGUAAGAGCAUUGAAAAUAUUUAUAUAUAUAUUGCUAAUGAUUUGUAGCAUAAAGGUUGAUAACUUUAUAUUGGAUUGUCAACAACGUACCGAUGAAAAUGUAUGUCAUUAAUAAUACCUACAAAAAUGUUAACAACGUUCCAUUAAACCAUUCAAAAGGAAAGCAAAAAUUGUUAACGAUGCUUGUUGCCUAUAGCCAAAUCUUUUUCAACGUACUUAAAUUCAUUAACAAUCGACUAGGAAUGGUUAAGAAUCCGUUAUGAACUAUUAAUAAUCACCGCAAAAAAAGGCAAUAACACGAUUGAAAACCUUUAACAACCAUAGGAAGAUAAUUUACCAUUACUUCACAAAAUGUUAAUAAAUAGAUCGAUCAGAUUAAGCAACCACACCCACGAUGCAUACUCUAUUAAGCAAAAACACAAGAAAGGGAAGAUGUCGAAGGGAGCUUCAACGAUGACGUGAAGUUGCUCCUCCCAACGAGAUUUGCAACGCUGAAAGGAUGGAUGGAAGACGUCGCCAAGCUGCGGAUUUAACGAGAUUCACGGCGCUGCAACCAACGGAAGGAAGGAGUUCGAAGUUGCGGGAUGGACGAGAUUCUCGAUGCUGCAGGUGAUCGAGAAGCGGGACGGAUCGCAUGUGCAUCACUGCACCGAUGGAAGCUCCGAGAUGCUAAAUAGGGCGGAGCUGGUGCACCAGAAAUCGACGUACGAUCGAAGGUAUCCAUGCAUAAGAAAAACAGAGUUGUUGUCAACGUCGCCGGAGCCGCAGAACUUGUGGAAGCAGAAAAACCUAGAGCAUAGUAUAAAUAAACCCUACAAUAGUUUAACCAACGUAAUACAUGGGGUUAGUAUAAAUAAAUAAAAUAAUAAUUAAUUAAAUUAAAAUUGUAAUGUCAUCCCUACCCUUAACUACCUAAAACGGCUAACUACCCACUAACUACUUAAGAUUGAUCUAAUGGUCCAUAUUAACUUAAGGAACUUCUUAAGUAUAGAGACUUAAGGAUGUGAACUCAUCCCGUUCAAGUCAACCAUUAAAAAGUGGUCGUUGAAAAAUAUGGCCAUUGGCCUAUUAUGUCCUUUGGGGACAAAACAAGCCAAAACAAACACUCCUUAAAACUAGAAAAGAAAAAAAGGCAUCACGCACGCGGCCCAGCGGUGGGCCCGCCCCUCCCUUUUUUUUUGUCACAAAUAUUCUCAUAGGUAACAACUGUAUACGAAUUGGAAGCUUUUUCAGGCAACCAUAAUAAAACAAAUAAGAGAAAGGGACGACACGACAAAUAGCCGAACCAUCGAUAAGAGAGAUUUUAUCGCCACGCAACGGGCAACUAUUUAAUAUCUAUACGGCAUGGGCAAUAUCCAUGAUUCUUACCCUAUAAAGGUGCGAAUCGUGGAACUGACCAUGUUGAAACUGAAGCAGAGAAGAAAAUCUUUGUCGUUCUGGCAGCAAGAAUAACCUACGCAUUGACCAGAAUUUAUGAUUGUGCUUCAACCCUUUUCAGGACGAAAAUGAAAGACCAAGCCGCUGUGACUGUCAGGUGACCACAAUACAACAUCAAUUCCCUGCAAAUCUAGCACCAAAAUAUGUCCGGAGCAUAAACGUGAUAGAAAUUAAAUCACUAAUAACACGGAUUUGGGAUCUCUAAUUUUUUCAAGGGCUUUUGUUCUUCAGCAGCCGAAGUGGCUUCACCUUCAAAAUAGAACAAAAAACAGACGUGCCGAAGCGAACCAGGCCCAUAACUCUGGAAAGGACACAAAUCCACCCUGAUGCUGUCAACCAAAAUAUACAUAAUAAACAACAAAGACGACACGUCGACACCAAAACCAGCACCGGCGAAAUGAAGUAAUAAAAUAGGAAUAGGAAAAAAAGAGAACAUAUACAUUCCCUCAAUCGAUUAGCUUCAACGAGUGAUAGCAGCUACUGUCAUGCCCUCGCACAGGCUCCCCCAGACUCCACCGCUGCAUCUUUUCAUAUAGGAUAAGUAUAAUAGUAAAGAUAAUAAAUAAUUACAAAUAAAAUAAAAUAGGGCAACGGGCAAGCAAGCGACAACGGAUGCUGCCCGGCUGAACUCCCAUCGCUCACCAACGACAAAGACCCUGACAAAUAGCAAACCGUGGAAGAAGAUGAGGGCUACCUCCGAAAUAAUCUGAUGGGUGUCGAAGCCUAUAAAAGAAUUGGAAAGCACAACGUUCAUGUCAAAAGGUCCUCAAUACUAGCGUGAGACUGCGGCGCCCACGAGAAACAAAGGUGAAGAUGGACAGUCUGAAACUUAAAGCAAAUUAUAGACAGUCUGACCGAAAUAACAAAUUAGAGAAACCUAACCACAGAUUGAAAGAAAACAAAUUCAGACAUAGCAGAAAAACUGAACGUAAAUGGAAUGAAUGAACACAUAUAUCCAACCAAAAUGUCAAACAGAGAGACCGAGGAGGCGGCGGUGGCCAAGGAGACGGCUGGUUUCUGGUGACUAGUGACUGAGGAAGAAUAAGAAAAAGUCCCGGAGGAUUGCAUGGUCACUGCCUCACUGGUAUCACAGACAUGAAAGAUUUGAGGCCCCUCAGACCAUCCACUAUGGCUAGGUGGGAAAUUUGGGUAGGUUGAGGGGGGAAAUUUGGGUUUGAGGGUGGGAAACCCCACAAUGGGUUGGGAGGGAAAAGUGGGAGGUGCGUUUUUUUAUGAAUCUGAUUUAGUAUUAAUUUUGUCACUUUAGUUAGAUAAUUUGAUUAUUAUUUUUAUAUAGACAGUAAUAAUUAAUUAAGAUGAAU
This is a messenger RNA of Linum trigynum, 3526 nucleotides long. The record is from the annotation of a GenBank genome assembly. NCBI's taxonomy places the organism in Eukaryota, Viridiplantae, Streptophyta, Magnoliopsida, Malpighiales, Linaceae.